AUGGCAUUUUUAUGUGUUCAGAAAUGUAUAGACUUGGGUUACGACGUAGCCCAUGCUGACAAAAAGUGCGUCUGCACAUGUUAUCGUAAUAGUGUAAAGGCAAAAUAUACGAGUAAAAAAACAAAUGUUACAAAGUGGCGACAUGGAGCACCUACGACAAAAUUACCUAUUUGGGCUCAAACAAAGAACUUAGAAUCAGUAGAGUCAAUAACCAAUGACAAUUACGAAUAUUUCGGUGAAAAUCAGUCCGACAACACAACAAAAUUAAAUGAUUUAUCAAUUUCCGAGAAUGGAACUGAAGUGGCAGGUGAUAACGUAGCUGGAAUAAAUGGAACGGGAACUGUAUCCAACAAUACGGCUGAAGGAGGUGGUGGCGAGUCACCUGUAGAAGGUGACACGCCAGCUGAAGCAGCAACAUUAGCAGAAAAUGAACAAACUGCCGACGGGCAAACAGCUAACAAUGAAAAUGCCGCUCCCGAUACCACUGUUGAUAAACCUAAAGAGGAAAAUUAA
This is a messenger RNA of Diatraea saccharalis (sugarcane borer), 513 nucleotides long. The record is from the annotation of a GenBank genome assembly. Lineage: Eukaryota; Metazoa; Arthropoda; Insecta; Lepidoptera; Crambidae.